ACUCAGCUCCUGCGCCGGGGGCGACAGAGCCGCAGGCGCCCGAGUCGAGUCCCAGCCAGCUACCAUCCCUCUGGAGCUUACCGGCCGGCCUUGGCUUCCCCAGGAAUCCCUGGAGCUAGCGGCUGCUGAAGGCGUCGAGGUGUGGGGGCACUUGGACAGAACAGUCAGGCAGCCGGGAGCUCUGCCAGCUUUGGUGACCUUGGGUGCUUGCCUCGUGCCCCUUGGUGCCCGUCUGCUGAUGUGCCCAGCCUGUGCCCGCCAUGCCGCCCUCCAUCUCAGCUUUCCAGGCCGCCUACAUCGGCAUCGAGGUGCUCAUCGCCCUGGUCUCUGUGCCCGGGAACGUGCUGGUGAUCUGGGCGGUGAAGGUGAACCAGGCGCUGCGGGAUGCCACCUUCUGCUUCAUCGUGUCGCUGGCGGUGGCUGAUGUGGCCGUGGGUGCCCUGGUCAUCCCCCUCGCCAUCCUCAUCAACAUUGGGCCACAGACCUACUUCCACACCUGCCUCAUGGUUGCCUGUCCGGUCCUCAUCCUCACCCAGAGCUCCAUCCUGGCCCUGCUGGCAAUUGCUGUGGACCGCUACCUCCGGGUCAAGAUCCCUCUCCGGAGAAUAAGCCAAUGCAUGGCAAGCACUAAAUCUUAGAUCCUGAAGACUCAGCCCUCGAGCAAAAGACAUGCACCUCCCCACUCACCGGGCCCUGGAAGAGGAGGGUGCUCCUCUUAGAGGCCCCUGGAGGCCAGGCGUGCCUCAGAGGGGCCUUUCGAGGCAGCUGGGAGGCAGAUCCUCACACUCUGCCCUCCUCUCCCCCAGGUACAAGAUGGUGGUGACCCCCCGGAGGGCGGCGGUGGCCAUAGCCGGCUGCUGGAUCCUCUCCUUCGUGGUGGGACUGACCCCUAUGUUUGGCUGGAACAAUCUGAGUGCGGUGGAGCGGGCCUGGGCAGCCAACGGCAGCAUGGGGGAGCCCGUGAUCAAGUGCGAGUUCGAGAAGGUCAUCAGCAUGGAGUACAUGGUCUACUUCAACUUCUUUGUGUGGGUGCUGCCCCCGCUUCUCCUCAUGGUCCUCAUCUACCUGGAGGUCUUCUACCUAAUCCGCAAGCAGCUCAACAAGAAGGUGUCGGCCUCCUCCGGCGACCCGCAGAAGUACUAUGGGAAGGAGCUGAAGAUCGCCAAGUCGCUGGCCCUCAUCCUCUUCCUCUUUGCCCUCAGCUGGCUGCCUUUGCACAUCCUCAACUGCAUCACCCUCUUCUGCCCGUCCUGCCACAAGCCCAGCAUCCUUACCUACAUUGCCAUCUUCCUCACGCACGGCAACUCGGCCAUGAACCCCAUUGUCUAUGCCUUCCGCAUCCAGAAGUUCCGCGUCACCUUCCUUAAGAUUUGGAAUGACCAUUUCCGCUGCCAGCCUGCACCUCCCAUUGACGAGGAUCUCCCAGAAGAGAGGCCUGAUGACUAGACCCCGCCUUCCGCUCCCACCAGCCCACAUCCAGUGGGGUCUCAGUCCAGUCCUCACAUGCCCGCUGUCCCAGGGGUCUCCCUGAGCCUGCCCCAGCUGGGCUGUUGGCUGGGGGCAUGGGGGAGGCUCUGAAGAGAUACCCACAGAGUGUGGUCCCUCCACUAGGAGUUAACUACCCUACACCUCUGGGCCCUGCAGGAGGCCUGGGAGGGCAAGGGUCCUACGGAGGGACCAGGUGUCUAGAGGCAACAGUGUUCUGAGCCCCCACCUGCCUGACCAUCCCAUGAGCAGUCCAGAGCUUCAGGGCUGGGCAGGUCCUGGGGAGGCUGAGACUGCAGAGGAGCCACCUGGGCUGGGAGAAGGUGCUUGGGCUUCUGCGGUGAGGCAGGGGAGUCUGCUUGUCUUAGAUGUUGGUGGUGCAGCCCCAGGACCAAGCUUAAGGAGAGGAGAGCAUCUGCUCUGAGACGGAUGGAAGGAGAGAGGUUGAGGAUGCACUGGCCUGUUCUGUAGGAGAGACUGGCCAGAGGCAGCUAAGGGGCAGGAAUCAAGGAGCCUCCGUUCCCACCUCUGAGGACUCUGGACCCCAGGCCAUACCAGGUGCUAGGGUGCCUGCUCUCCUUGCCCUGGGCCAGCCCAGGAUUGUACGUGGGAGAGGCAGAAAGGGUAGGUUCAGUAAUCAUUUCUGAUAUUUGCUGGAGUGCUGGCUCCACGCCCUGGGGAGUGAGCUUGGUGCGGUAGGUGCUGGCCUCAAACAGCCACGAGGUGGUAGCUCUGAGCCCUCCUUCUUGCCCUGAGCUUUCCGGGGAGGAGCCUUGGAGUGUAAUUACCUGUCAUCUGGGCCACCAGCUCCACUGGCCUGCCCGUUGCCGGGCCUGGACUGUCCUAGGUGACCCCAUCUCUGCUGCUUCUGGGCCUGAUGGAGAGGAGAACACUAGACAUGCCAACUCGGGAGCAUUCUGCCUGCCUGGGAACGGGGUGGACGAGGGAGUGUCUGUAAGGACUCAGUGUUGACUGUAGGCGCCCCUGGGGUGGGUUUAGCAGGCUGCAGCAGGCAGAGGAGAGUACCCCCCUGAGAGCAUGUGGGGGAAGGCCUUGCUGUCAUGUGAAUCCCUCAAUACCCCUAGUAUCUGGCUGGGUUUUCAGGGGCUUUGGAAGCUCUGUUGCAGGUGUCCGGGGGUCUAGGACUUUAGGGAUCUGGGGAAGGACCAACCCAUGCCCUGCCAAGCCUGGAGCCCCUGUGUUGGGGGGCAAGGUGGGGGAGCCUGGAGCCCCUGUGUGGGAGGGCGAGGCGGGGGAGCCUGGAGCCCCUGUGUGGGAGGGCGAGGCGGGGGAUCCUGGAGCCCCUGUGUCGGGGGGCGAGGGAGGGGAGGUGGCCGUCGAGUUGACCUUCUGAACAUGAGUGUCAACUCCAGGACUUGCUUCCAAGCCCUUCCCUCUGUUGGAAAUUGGGUGUGCCCUGGCUCCCAAGGGAGGCCCAUGUGACUAAUAAAAAACUGUGAACCCUG
Messenger RNA from Homo sapiens (human), 2951 nucleotides. RefSeq names its product adenosine A1 receptor (gene ADORA1). Gene Ontology annotation, biological process: positive regulation of lipid catabolic process; positive regulation of MAPK cascade; regulation of cardiac muscle contraction. The transcript has 3 exons. Gene Ontology annotation, molecular function: protein heterodimerization activity; protein-containing complex binding; G protein-coupled receptor binding. The record is from RefSeq and is marked reviewed. NCBI's taxonomy places the organism in Eukaryota, Metazoa, Chordata, Mammalia, Primates, Hominidae. Bases 670 to 1446 code for a protein of 258 amino acids. Gene Ontology annotation, cellular component: axolemma; dendrite; synapse.